Aspergillus piperis CBS 112811 is the source of this 252-nucleotide messenger RNA. RefSeq lists its product as uncharacterized. The record is from RefSeq and is a predicted model, not a curated record. Lineage: Eukaryota; Fungi; Ascomycota; Eurotiomycetes; Eurotiales; Aspergillaceae. The transcript has 2 exons. Bases 1 to 252 code for a protein of 83 amino acids.
AUGUUCUCAGACCAAGUGGGUCAAACUCCCAUAUCUCCGUUUCUACGGGAAUACGGAGUCAAACUGGCUGAACAGGGAUCCUACCAAGAAGCAGGAAGGUCAGUCUACUACUCAGUAGCUUGCGAGGUCCAGGAUCUAUUCGUUACCUGCCGGUCGUCUGCUCUAAGUGGUGCUCUACACGCCGUCCAGUCAGCCGAGGCUCGCAAACGGCGCUUUUCAACAGCCAAUAAAACCCCGUCGUUACUGAUCUGA